Labrus mixtus (cuckoo wrasse) is the source of this 6361-nucleotide messenger RNA. It is a transcript of the gene gucy1a2, whose product is annotated as guanylate cyclase 1, soluble, alpha 2. Gene Ontology annotation, cellular component: guanylate cyclase complex, soluble. Lineage: Eukaryota; Metazoa; Chordata; Actinopteri; Labriformes; Labridae. Bases 325 to 2739 code for a protein of 804 amino acids. The record is from RefSeq and is a predicted model, not a curated record. Gene Ontology annotation, molecular function: heme binding; guanylate cyclase activity. The transcript is spliced from 9 exons. Gene Ontology annotation, biological process: response to oxygen levels; cGMP biosynthetic process.
UCUGAAUAGGUCCGCUGAGUCUCACACGCAGACAGACGCAUCUCAAACGCACACAUAGACACGCGCUGGCCUGGACACUCUCGCGCACACACUCACACUCACACACACAUCUCAUAUGCAUACGUAAUUAUACAGACAGACCUUGCCACCCUCAUCCUCCACCAACCCUCUCACCCCCCACUAUCUGAUGACUCCCCGACGAGGAGUUGGACGUGGUACGAAACCGACUGUAGCAUCAUCAUCAUCACCACCACCACCAUCAUCCCCAUCUUCAACACUACCACGGUCAUCACCACCAUCCUCCCCCUCUUCCUCACCACCACCAUGUCCUCGUCGUCGCGCAAGAUCUCCUCCGAGUCUUUCAGCAGCUCGGUGGGCUCGGACUGCGGGCUUGAGAGCCCCGGGGGAGAUGGGGGGGACGGCGGUCUGGAGACGGCGGAGGAGAGCAGAGGCUGCCCCUUCUCCUCGUUCCCCUCCUCCCACAGAGCGGUGCUCUGGAACGGCCGCAGCCCCGCCGACAGGUCUGCGUGCCCGGCGGGCGAGGAGCAGCAAGUACCCCACAAGAGGGUCACCAGGAGGAGACGGGUGAACCUGGACUCGUUGGGGGAGAGCCUGAGACGACUUACAUCACCCAUGACACAGACUGUUCAAGAGGCUCUACAACGAACUCUCCAAUACUACAGACAGCAAGAGAUCAGGUGUCAGGACGUUGCUAGUGAGGAGAGAAGAAGAGAGAAAAGAGAAGAUAAGUGCCCAUUCCUCGAAAAUUCUGGCUCAGAGGAAGAUGUUCUCCAAAUCCUGCAAUACAUGGCCACCAUUCUGGGAGUACCAUUCUGUGAGCUGCGAGAGCACUUUGGAGAAGAGUUCUUCAGCCUUUGCUUUGAAGAAAACGAACGAGUGCUUCGGGCUGUCGGUGGCAACCUCCAGGACUUCUUUAAUGGCUUUGACGCCAUUUUGGAACACAUUCGCACCUCUACAGGGCGCCGUGCCUCAUCUGAGAGCCCCUCCUUCCAGUGUAAGGAUCCCCAAGAGGAGGAGACAGGGAGAAGAAAAUUGGACAAUGUUGGAGAGCGAGGAGAAGGAGAGGUUAGAGGGAAGUUGUUGCUUCUUCAUUGUUUCAACCCGGCCCCUGUUGUUGGAUUGGUCAUGCCUGGGCUAAUUAGAGCUGUUGCGAGGCGGAUCUUUCAUUCAGAAGUUGAGGUGGAAGAAGUGCCACCUCUUACUCCCUUAUUACCUAAUGAAGAUACAGAACACGCAGACGGUGACUCAGCAACCCCCACCCCAACUGCAUCACCCACUGCCUCACCCUCCUCAUCCCCGUCCCCACCCUCUCCUUUCCAUACGUCGGUCCCCACAGUUUGCUUGUCCUUCCAAAUCACAGAGACUUGCCCACCUACCCUCUCCUCCUUCCCAAAUGCUGCCCCCGUGAGCGCUAAACGGCCCCCGCUCUCACUCUCCACCAACCCCAGCGAUCUGCGCAUUGGCCUGGCUACGUUUUGCCGUGCCUUUCCAUUUCACCUGGUCCUUGGCCCUCACAUGGAGCUACUUCAGCUUGGAGAAGGGUUGAGGAGACAGGCUCGCAUUGAGCCUCAUCGAAACCUCUCAUUCAGGGACUGUUUCGAGAUUGUCUCACCCAAGAUGGAGCCGUCGUUCCGGGGCAUUCUUCUUAGGCUUGCAUCCCCAUUUACAAUCCGUACAAGGCCUGAUACCACACAGACAGGCACCAAGGAGAAGGUCAUGGAGUUAAAGGGUCAGAUGAUCCAUGUGCCCGAGUCGUGCUCCCUGAUGUUUCUGGGCUCCCCACGUGUUGAUAAGCUGGAGGAGCUGAUGGGCAGGGGCCUCCACUUGUCAGACAUCCCCAUCCAUGAUGCCACACGAGACGUUAUCCUGGUGGGGGAGCAGGCCAAGGCCCAGGACGGCCUGAAGAAGAGAAUGGACAAACUUAAGGCCACUUUAGAGCGGACUCAUCAGGCCCUGGAGGAGGAAAAGAGGAGAACCGUGGACCUCCUUUAUUCCAUAUUUCCUGGUGAUGUGGCACAGAAACUGUGGCAGGGUCAGCCAGUACCGGCUCGCAAAUUCGAUGAUGUCACAAUGUUGUUCUCAGACAUUGUGGGCUUCACUGCAGUGUGUGCCCAGUGCACACCCAUGCAGGUCAUCUCCAUGCUGAACGAGCUUUACACACGCUUUGACUACCAAUGUGGCAUUCUGGAUGUUUAUAAGAUCGAGACAAUAGGUGAUGCCUACUGUGUGGCAGGCGGACUCCACAAGAAGGUUGAUAGUCAUGCAAAGCCAAUCGCACACAUGGCUCUGAAGAUGAUGGAACUUUCUGAAGAAGUGUUGACACCUGAUGGGAGACCUAUUAAGCUAAGGAUAGGUAUCCACACAGGCUCGGUGCUUGCCGGCGUGGUCGGGGUUAAAAUGCCUCGGUAUUGCCUGUUUGGGAACAAUGUGACACUGGCCAGCAAGUUUGAAUCAGGGAGCCAGCCAAGGUGUAUCAAUGUUAGCCCCACAACUUACCAGUUGCUGAAGGAUGACCGUUCUUUUUCAUUCGUCCCUCGAUCACGGCUGGAGCUCCCAGAGAACUUUCCCAAAGAGAUCCCAGGGACAUGUUACUUUCUGGAGGCAGGGACUUCUCACAGCCAUGCCUCGCUGACCAGCUCUCGCUCGGCUCCCCCAGCCUCUAUGAGGAAAGUCUCCUACAGCAUCGGGACCAUGUUUCUAAGAGAAACAAGUUUGUAGGGUCGGAGCACAGACUUGUAUUAAGUGACACUCAUCAUGUGAGGGGGCGAGUUUUGAACCUGUUUAAAUGUGCAGGAAAUUAAUUUCACAGAUCUAUGGAUAUGCAAAUGCAAUGGAUGUAAACUUGGAUUCAGACCUGGGCGAUGACUUUGAAACUUUGAAAAUGACUACGAAUGAAACUUUAAAAGAUUCUCUCAUCAUUGGCGGAAAAAAAAGGAACAAAAGGCCCUCAUCCUCCUCUGGAGAGGGGGAUAUGCUUCAAACGACUCAAGGAACAGCAGCUAUGCUCGUUUCACGUAGACCCUAAAACAAGGACUGACUUGGUCAAUUAGCAGAGAAACCUAAAUAUAAAACGUGAUGAUCUUGCUGGUUUCAUGAGCUUCAUACCUGGUAUCUAGCUUUCUCCAUUGGCCCUUUCUCCCAGGUGGCUCUCAACAAGGCUUGGAGAAAACCUGGACACAGACUGGUGUUGCACUGGUUAGAGAUCAACAGAAUUGCGGAAAAAGAACAAAUCUGCUUUCAAUUCAAAAGUGGAUGAUGACCAGUGACGACGUAUGAACUUUGAAAAGAUGGCAACAUCCCACAAAUGUUUGCUGUGCAUCAUGGCCUCUUAUACAGGGAAGUCAACUGAUAAAGAACAAUAUAACUCCCCCUCAUCCCCCUCUAACUGUUACUAAAUCCUGUCAUGCUCUACCAAACUCAAAUCUAACAUCUGCUGCUCCUUACAUCAACCCACAGCAGGACCAGGUUGUGGGGUCAGGGGGACACACUGAGAGGCACAUUCAAGUAGAUAUGUUUUAAUAGGAGUCAAGACAAGAAAUGCCAAAAUGGCUAGGACUAAGCUAAUCUUAGAGCCUUUUCUGCUUCUAACCUAUUGCAAACUAUAGCCGACAACAGUCCAGCCAAUUCAUCGCAAGUAAUAUGUUAGGACUGAAAAUUAAACCCAGCUCUGUGCCUUUUUUACCGCUUAAGUCAGGACAAGUAGAAGAUGAAUACAUUUGUAAUAUUUGAACCGAAUAAAACACAGGGAGAGCUUCAUUUAUCAUCUUUUAAUUUGUUGAAUAUUUUUUAAAUUUCUGUUCAGCUACAACAGAGAGUGAGCCUCUUUGAUGACGUUAUGAUAUGUGCCAAAGGUUAUGAGUCACAAAUUUGAACCUGUGACGUCAACUUAUGGUAGGCGCCUUGUCCCAUCCCAUCAAGCUACCAGGACACUAUUUGUGUCUUACUUUUAGAAAGAUGUAAUCAGCUCUCCUUAAAUAGUUCAGAUAUUAGAAAUUCUGUUUUGUUUUCCAGACCAACCAAUACCAAUAAUGCCCAGAAAUAUUACUAAUACUGUAAUACUUAACUAACAUAUGCAUAGUCACAGGAAGCAUGCUCAACAUGGUUCCCAUUUUUUUCCCCCAUUGUUCUCAGCCAUGUGGAUAUAAAAGCUUUCACUCGCCCCCCUGCAAGGAAAUUCACUUAGGAGGAACCUCAUGCCUUCCAGAUACAUCCACAUCGCUCAAUAACCCAGAAAAUCUGUCAGAAGUUUUUGUCUCAGAGAAUAGUCAACAUACAUUUCAAAAGUGAAGGGAUCAUGAAAAAAGGACUUACAGUAUUUCAGAGACUGGGCACAUUUGGAUGAUUUACACAACACACAAACAUGGCUGCCAUUUCCCUCGUUGACAUACAUGGAUGUGACUCUAAUUACCGUACAUGUUCAUAAGCAUUAAUUAAGCAUUAGGCUCCAUGAAAUGUCAACAGAAAUGUUUUUUAUCUAAUGUGUAUGCAAAGAUGAAUCAAAAUCACAUUCUAGUUUCAGCGUAUUAUUGAUGAGCUUGGAUAAAAUUCUCUAACAAUUUAGUUAGUUUAAAUUUAGACAAAUGGUAUAACGUGUAACGAUAUAACGAUUACCUCCUUGGGGAAAAUGCUACAGCAUACACAAUAUGGUUUAACUGACGAAUAACAUGAUCACUCAAAUAAUAAUAGCUUCUCUUGAAAAUUGUAAUACAUAUUAGUGACUAUAGGAAACUGUGGAACUGGUUUAAAUGAACUUUAAUUGACAAAACUGCCCACGAAUGUGUAAGCUGCCACAGUAUGUCACUACAUUUGCCAAAUGACCAACUGGUUGCUGAACCUCUUAAAUGAUUCAACGAAAAUGUGCCAAUUGAUUUCUGAGACACCACCAGCACAGGGUAAUGUUGCUGCUAAAGUAAAUGUGUGCUACCUGCUGUCUGUUGUGUACUUGAAGGACCAACACAUUUUAACACUUUUUCAGCUAUGUGGCAUUGACAGCGGAUUCAUCAGGAACAUGAACUGGCUAUGCUAUGUUAAACACAGCUGGAAGGGAAAACAUCAGAAGGAUAAUUUACCUCUGACACAAAGACUAAGGACCAUCUGGCUCAGUUUCACCAUCUAAGAGACAAUGUGCCCUCUAACUGAGAUAAACACCAGCAUAAUACAUCAGUGUGUUCAAGCAAGGAUGGUAAGAUGAGAAGCAGUGAAGUCCAAAAGGUAUCUGUUUGACCUUCUGACUGUUUGAGCCAGACAUUUUCUACAAGUGCCAAAAAAAUUCAGUCAAAGGUCAUCAUGCGAUAAAAUAAUCAAAUUCUCUCAUCAGAUUCUCUGUUAGCGUUACCAUCACAAGUUUUGAAGCCCUUGCACUCAUUCAGGUCUUCAUACUUUUUGUCACUUAGAGUAGACACUUUUGAAAAUAGUUUUCCAUACAAUUUGUAGUCCAUAGAGACAACAUGGACUUGGAAAAAUAACAACAACAGAUAAAUCCAACCAUGUAGCACACACAUGGAUAAUUUUAUCCUGAAUAUCAGGUAUUAUAGCAUAACAGAAACAUGUAUUUUAACCAAUAACUAGAUGCAAUGAAGUGUUAGGACUAUAAAACAUAUUUAUAUAAAUUGAAUUAAGACACAUUGAAAUUCAAAAUCUUAAUAAGUAGCUUAAUUUCAUUUUGGAGCUCGCUACACCUGUUGGAUAGCAGUGAGAUGUUAACAGUUAAUAGCUCUGUUGUAGCAAAGCCCAAAUGUUUCACGAGACAAAAAAGAUCUAUAAUCGUGAUGUUUUUUUGUGAUAGUAUACAAAAUCAGAACUAUCAACAUCCACCUGGGACAUCUGUAAGUCAUAAAGUUUAUGUUCACACAAGUGAUUCAGAAGAAAGGCACUUUGACAUUUCUCUUUAUAGUUAGAUUGACAAGCUGGCCACGGAUCAGUCAAUUCUGAUUCAGUAUAAAUGGUCAAACACACUAGAGAGCGGUUCAAGUUUUCCCAGAACUUAGAGGAUGUUUCCCAUGUCUAUAAGGCCUGGGAAAGUGGAUAACAGUUAGCCUUAAUUUGCCCUUAAAACAAAUUUGAGUAUAACUUCACAUCUGUUUAGGGACCACACGGACCAUUAGGCUAUAUAGAAAACAACAUUUUUUCAGAGAGGUUCCUAAAGUCUUGCAGGUCUAUUUUAGUGUGAUCAAAAAUCCCACAUGAACAAAUUGACCCCUUGGCGGUCCCUCGAGCAUUAGUUUACUACAGAGGGUUUAACAUAAAUCACUCAAUUAGUAACAAUGACGUGUAACUAUUUGAAGACGAUAGCAACACAGCUGCAUUGUAACAUGUAGACAAGAUGAGAUAAUAUUUGAAG